UUCUGUAACUAGUCCAUUGGUCUGCUGCACAAAGCACAAUGUCUCGAUUCCAACAACCCCCCCUUGUGACAGGCAUCUCUCCAAAUGAAGGCAUCCCAUGGACGAAGGUCACAAUUCGAGGGGAGAACCUGGGCAUUGGCCCCAUUGAUCUCAUCGGCUUGACAAUUUGUGGACAUAACUGCCUCUUGACUGCAGAAUGGAUGUCUGCGAGUAAAAUAGUAUGUCGAGUGGGACAAGCAAAAAAUGACAAAGGAGACAUUAUUGUCACAACCAAGUCAGGUGGCAAAGGAACCUCAACAGUCUCUUUCAAGCUACUGAAACCUGAAAAAAUAGGUAUUCUGGACCAGUCUGCUUGUGUGGUUGAUGAAAUGAAUUAUUAUGACAUGCGUACUGACAGGAACAAGGAAUUCCUCUUUGUCCUUCCGCCCUGCGAACCCUCUUGGCAUUGA
Molecule: messenger RNA, 449 nt
Organism: Castor canadensis (American beaver)
Lineage: Eukaryota; Metazoa; Chordata; Mammalia; Rodentia; Castoridae
Source: RefSeq, a predicted model, not a curated record